This is a messenger RNA of Notothenia coriiceps (black rockcod), 382 nucleotides long. Its product is annotated as alpha-1B adrenergic receptor-like. Gene Ontology annotation, molecular function: alpha1-adrenergic receptor activity. Gene Ontology annotation, cellular component: plasma membrane. The transcript has 2 exons. Gene Ontology annotation, biological process: positive regulation of MAPK cascade; phospholipase C-activating G protein-coupled receptor signaling pathway; positive regulation of cytosolic calcium ion concentration. NCBI's taxonomy places the organism in Eukaryota, Metazoa, Chordata, Actinopteri, Perciformes, Nototheniidae. The annotation marks the transcript as partial. The record is from RefSeq and is a predicted model, not a curated record.
GACUCCUCGGUGUGUCUCAUCACGGAGGAACCGUUCUACGCUCUGUUCUCCUCGCUCGGGUCCUUCUACUUCCCGCUCUUCAUCAUCCUCUUCAUGUACUUCCGGGUCUACGUGGUGGCCAAGCGCACCACCAGGAACCUGGAGGCCGGCGUGAUGCAGGAGCGCCAGGCGGGGUCUCAGGAACUCACGCUGAGGAUCCACUGCAGGAACCAGAACCAGAGCCAGAGCCAGAACCAGAGCCAGAACCAGGAUCCGGGUCGCAGCGCUCUGAGCCUCAAACUGAUGAAGUUCUCCAGAGAGAAGAAGGCGGCGAAGACUCUGGGCGUGGUGGUGGGGAUGUUCGUCCUCUGCUGGCUGCCCUUCUUCCUCGCCCUGCCCCUCG